GCAAACUAAAAUUAAACCUAAGUAGCAUCAACCCACGACCAGCCCCCAGCACCCACAGCUCCUUCUCUCUUUGUUUCCCGCCGCCCCUCUCUCGGUAUCGCCGGGGAACAGGAAAGCUGGCGAGGCCUCUCUCUCGAUCUCGCGCAGUAUCCCUUUGCCGGCGCCGCUGCUCAUCCUUCGAUCCUGCACAGAAGAAAGCCCCUCGCAGUACUCAUCUUUCCAUUCUUUACAGAAGAAGAGAGCCUCUCUCAGUAGAUCAGAGUACUCAAAAGUACAACACCAACCAUCCACUGCCUCCAACUGAAAUUCAAAACCCAUUUUGAAGAAUAAAAAACCCCUCAGUUAGGGUUUCUCUCUGCACACAGUCCCUGUGUAAAAGCUAAUACUCAAAGUGAAGUUGCCAUGCCACAAGGAGAUUAUAUAGAGCUACACAGGAAGAGGCAUGGCUACCGCCUUGACCACUUCGAGCGCAAGCGCAAGAAGGAGGCUCGUGAAGUCCACAAGCGCUCCGAGAGGGCCCAGAAAGCAUUGGGUAUCAAGGGUAAGAUGAUUGCUAAGAAAAACUAUGCUGAGAAGGCCCUCAUGAAGAAAACAUUGGCCAUGCAUGAGGAGUCAUCAUCUAGGCGCAAGGUGGAUGAUGAAGUUCAUGAAGGAGCUAUUCCUGCCUAUCUGCUGGAUCGCGAAAACACAACACGAGCAAAGAUCAUGAGCAACACUAUAAAGCAAAAGAGGAAAGAGAAGGCUGGGAAAUGGGAAGUCCCUCUACCUAAGGUGAGGCCUGUUGCAGAAGAUGAAAUGUUUAAAGUGAUUCGAUCUGGCAAGCGGAAGACCAAGCAGUGGAAGAGAAUGGUUACCAAAGUCACAUUUGUAGGACCGGGUUUUACAAGAAAGCCUCCCAAGUAUGAGCGAUUUAUCCGCCCUUCGGGAUUGCGUUUUACGAAGGCUCAUGUGACACACCCUGAGCUCAAAUGCACCUUUAACCUUGAGAUCAUUGGAGUGAAGAAAAAUCCUAAUGGUCCAAUGUAUACAUCUCUUGGUGUUAUGACCAAAGGAACCAUCAUUGAGGUGAAUGUAAGUGAAUUAGGUCUCGUCACGCCAGCUGGGAAAGUUGUAUGGGGGAAAUAUGCUCAAGUAACAAAUAAUCCGGAGAACGAUGGUUGUGUAAAUGCAGUUCUUCUUGUCUAGUAGCCAAUGGAUCGCAGUGGAACAGUUUUAUUUGCUUGCGUCAAAAGCCUCGUCAUGUCAUUUUAUCUUUUUAAUAGCUUUUUAUUAAUAUUUUAAAUGUAUUUUUAAAAAUUUUAAAGUGUAUUUUACACUGUUGAAUUUAUCAUGUUCUGAAUAUAAUUGACUCAAUUAUUAUUAAAUUUCAACUUGCCUUAGUUCA
Molecule: messenger RNA, 1384 nt
Organism: Manihot esculenta (cassava)
Lineage: Eukaryota; Viridiplantae; Streptophyta; Magnoliopsida; Malpighiales; Euphorbiaceae
Product: ribosome biogenesis protein NSA2 homolog
Exons: 10
Coding region: 403-1185 (260 amino acids)
Biological process (GO): maturation of LSU-rRNA; maturation of 5.8S rRNA
Cellular component (GO): nucleolus; preribosome, large subunit precursor
Source: RefSeq, a predicted model, not a curated record